AUGUCGACCCCUACCAUGAAUCACGGCAGUCAUAUGAAUCCACAACAACAACAACAGAUAAACGAAACACAGCAUACACAUUCGAGCUCGGACAAUUCGACACAUGGGACGCUGACCCGUUCGGAUUCGACUUCGACUGUGAUUUUGGAGGAAGAGGAAACUCCAACACGUCGUCGCAACCGACCAGCAACUCAACUUCCUUCGUUUUGGCCGAACAUCAGUACUCAACUACGUUCCUUCCUGAAGACAAGUGGCCUAUUUAACAAAGAUUCGGAAUCAACUGACAAAUGGAACGAGCUAUUUGCAAGUGGAAAUGGAUUCACUUUACAAAGACUACUCAGUGAAGCUGGUGUCAAUGAUGUACAUAUUGAUAUGAAUGAAUUAGCAAAGAUCGAUUCCAAUAGAUUGCUCGAUGCACGAACUUUGAGUGAAUUUCUCCGAUCUGAAUCAUUCGAUCAAUUGAUGACAUCAAUCAACAACAACAACCCUGAUCUCUUAUCGAAUCCACCUGCAAUGCCUUGUUCAUCAUCGUCAUUUUCGGAACUACAACCACUUUCACCAGAACUCUUACCAAACAACAUAUUCCAGUCACAAUACGGAACUGAAUCUAGUAAUCCAGUACUAAACACACCAAUGAGUUCUUUUCGUACACCACCGCCACAACAGCCGACCAAUAUGUUGAGCCAAAGUGCUCUGAAUGCAUUCGAACAUGAUCAUGCCUUCCUUUCUAAACGAACCCAAGUACAAGCACAAGAAUCGUGUCGAAAAUCCUCUCGACUUCGAUCACGUGCACGCGGUCCGAUGGCGCCUGAAGAAACCCGAUCUAAAAAAUCGCAAUCUCGGAAUGUCAACCGGGCGAAAGAUAUCAAAAAUUCAGAUGAUUUAACCUAUUAUCUGGAAAGACGCCGGAAAAACAACGAAGCAUCGAAAAUUUCUCGAGCUGUUCGUAAACAAAAAUUUGGUGAUAUGGAUCACCGCUGCCAAGAAUACGAACGAACCAACGCUGAACUUCAGAUGAAAAUUAACACACUAGAAGCAGUGACUGCCAGUCUGAAAAGUGGCCUAGUGAACAAUUUUCAACGAAAAUCAGCUAUCUGA
Messenger RNA from Adineta ricciae, 1098 nucleotides. The record is from the annotation of a GenBank genome assembly. Lineage: Eukaryota; Metazoa; Rotifera; Eurotatoria; Adinetida; Adinetidae.